GUGAGAAGUGGUGGAGCAGAGGUGACCUCAAUGCUUGCUCAAGCUGCCAAUGCAACAAAGGUGCUGCGUUCGGAGGCCCCAGGCCUCUGCAGACGGCGCCGAGUUUCAGGGCCCCAGCCUUGGAACGGGACAAGCAGCGGCAGAAGGCAGCGGUCGCCAACUAUGCAGUCGAGAGGGACAAGCAGCUUAAGGCCAAGGACCUUGAGAUUGCCAAGCUUUGUGAGCAAGUUUUGGCGGCAACGAAUGGGCAGGCAGUGGACACGGACACCAGUGACAAGACCGACACCGACCAGAAGCGCCUCAAUGAGAUCAGCCAGACCCUCCGAGCGCUGGGCAACCUCACUGAGCCUGCUGUAGUGGCGGCGCGAGAGUCAUUGGAAGCUGAGCGAAUGGCGAUCAAGUCCAAGACCGUCAGCAGCAAGCCGCACUCCGCCCAGAUGCACCACUACAACACUCGCAUUGGUGAGCUGCUCAAGAGCAGGUUGCAGCAGAUCGAAGGCGUCAAGAAAUCUAUUCAUACACUGGCUACUGACACCACUGAGCUGGAGCACCAGCGGUUCGCGGUCUCGGCACAGCUGCCGACGCCUCUCCCAGAAUCGUACUCGCUCAAGACCAUGGUGCCUGCCCUGGACCUGCCCGUUGACAAGCUCGGCCAGCUUUUCGAAUCCGCAGGGGCAGACGCCACUCUCCUGGACCAAGCCAAGUCCACUUUCGAGGACCCGACCGUGCUGCUAAACAAGAUGAAGCUGUGCGUGUUCCUGUGCCAAUGGAUACUGGUGACAUUGGCAGCUUGCGUCAAGUCUUUCAGGCGUGCACUGAUGAAGAGCCCCCUGAGGACGAUGACCAGGUGCGUGAGAUGUGCAAGCGAUAUGCUGAAGCUGCUGAAGCACUGGCCAAGCGGCGCAAGACACAAUAAGGGCUGGGUCAAUCGACCUCAGCUCUAUCUCCUCCACAUGUUGAGCUCGAUGCAGCUCUGGAAAAAAAAAACGUAUGUCAACGACGAAGUGCACACGGAGUUUGCCGCGAACGACGUGUGCCAGUACGAGGUUUACUACAGCCUCGACCCAGCCGCGGUCAAAAC
Messenger RNA from Prorocentrum cordatum, 1081 nucleotides. The record is from the annotation of a GenBank genome assembly. Lineage: Eukaryota; Dinophyceae; Prorocentrales; Prorocentraceae.